AUGCUCAUCACCGUCCUCCUCGGCAAGUAUGACCUCACCAACCACAUCUCCAUCGUCACGCCGCCGGACGCCCGCACGGCCGACUGGCAGUGCCAGGACUACGUCGUGCGCUCGUGGAUCUACGGCUCCAUCAGCGAGGACAUCCUCGACACGAUCAUGGCUCAAGAUCAGACCGCAUACGAGGCCUAUGCGCUGAUCAGGAACCUCUUCCCCGACAAUCAGCUCACUCGCGCCGUCUACCUCGAGGCAGAGUUCCGAGCAAUCGUUCAAGGCGACCUCACCAUCACCGCCUACUGCCAUCGCCUGAAAGCCCUCUCCGACGAGCCCGCGGACGUGGGACAGCCCAUGACCGACCAGACCCUGGUCCUCACCUGUCUCCAGGGGCUCAACCCCCGCUUCUUGUUGGGGAACGCACUCGUCAACGCCGCCCCGGGCGGCCCCGUGCCGUCUCAGGUCGCCCUCUAUGGCAACACCGCCGGAUCCUCCAUCGGCGGCAACUCAGGCGAAAACGGCGGCCGCCGGUCAAAGAAGAAAAAGAACGUCGAGGGGGGCGCUGCCAACUCCAACACUGCCUACCCCGCCGCCGCACCCGGCCCGUGGAUCUGCUUCAACCCCUACACCGGCCAGACUCAGCAGAUGCAACUCACCUGGCACCCCUACGGCGCUCCGGCUGCUCCCACCGGGGUCGCUGGCCUCCUCGGGCCAGCCCUGCUGUCCACCGCUCUCGCGCCACCGCCUCGCCAGUCCACCUUGGUGCCCCCAGGCCAGGUCGCCUACACGACCCAACUAGCACCCCUGCGUGGCCAGGCUUGGGGCACCAACCCGCCUCCACCGGCGGUGCCUACAACCCCGCCGGCACCGUCCAGGCCCCUGCAUGGGACUGCUCCGCCCUUGUCGCCGCCCUGA
This is a messenger RNA of Aegilops tauschii subsp. strangulata, 906 nucleotides long. NCBI's taxonomy places the organism in Eukaryota, Viridiplantae, Streptophyta, Magnoliopsida, Poales, Poaceae. The record is from RefSeq and is a predicted model, not a curated record.